UAUAACCUAAAGUAGUGCUCAAAUUUAAUCAAUCUAAAUGAAAUAUUUACCAAAAACUCAACAGCAAUCCUGAAACAUAUCAGGAAAUUUUGGUGCCUGUUGUAACAGUAUACUUAUUGAUAUAUUGCAGAAUAAAUUAAAACAUAGUCCAUCGUGUUACACCUGUAAAUUACAACAAAAAUAAGAGUAAUUAUGAAGACCUGUGAUUUUAUGAAAAAGUUAUAUAGCACUUCCAAUUUUUUUACAUGAACAACUUGUUCCUUUAGCUAAUCCUUGGACAUAAAAACGAAGGCUAAUAAAAAAUCCACACAUAUUUACCUACUAUGACCAUUUUCUGAAUUGUUUUAUGCUCCCCACCCCCUAAUUACAUAGAUAAAUAUGGAUAGGAAAUUCUGAUGCAUUAUUCCACACUUCCAAGACCUAAAACCAACAUUGCAUACAAAGGGCAAGGUGUCAAUUCCUCACAUGGAAAAAAAUCCCAGUUUCAGACCUGUGUAAACACUUCCCCUGGGGAGUUGAAAUCAGUAGGGGCUCUGUGCCAGGUGGCUGGGGAUAGCAAGCUCACGCAAACAUCCUGCUGCCUGGCUUCCUGCUGCCCUGUAUAAAGAGACCCUAGCUCACCCAAAAAUCAUAUCAGCUUACAGAGUUUGUCUGAAGUUCAUGAGUGAAAAAUACUGUCAUCUUAGAGGAGGGAAAAAAUAGAGUUGCCAGAAGACAGAAUGCCAGGAAGAAAAAGGGCCAGAAAAUGGAAUUUUCAGCCAGGCAAUACCUAUGGUUCUCAGUACUGGCAAGGUGUCAGUGAAAAAAAAGCAGACCAGAGGAAAGAAGAAAGUCACCCUUUUACCAGACUGAGUGCUUCUCAGUAUGAAGACCAUGUGGCAGUGAGGAGAGACGGCAAUCUCAGCCUCUAUAAUGACGACGGAAAUCCUGCUCCAGUGAGGUUGCUGAGACCAGUAAAACCAAAGGCCACACUCCAGCCGCCUGAGGCUGCUGAUGGCAAGCCACCAAAAAUGUCCAGAAACAUAUACUUUGCAGGAAGCAUACGUGCUGGCCGACAAGAUGCAGAAUUGUAUGCUAAAAUCAUUGAUAAACUGAGAAAAUAUGGGACAGUACUGACGGAGCAUGUUGGCUUCAUGGGAGCUGAAGACAAAGAUCCAGAUAAGAAACUCACAGACAAGGAAAUUUAUGACAGGGAUAUGGCAUGGCUUAAGCAGAGUGACGCCAUUGUGGCAGAAGUCACCCAGCCAUCUCUAGGUGUUGGAUAUGAAAUAGGGAGAGCAAAUGCUAUGGGGAAGAAGAUAUUGUGUUUGUUUAGACCUUCCUCUGGAAAAAGUUUGUCUGCAAUGAUAAGUGGAGCUGAAGGUGGUUCCUCUAAGCUGAUCAACAAAAGUUAUGAGAAAUUAGAAGAUGUGGACCCCAUUUUCAGUGAAUUCUUCCAGUCAUGAUGGUCUCCAAGUCUGAUCCCCCUUAGAUGUUUUCAUCCUCUUUCUGUCAGAUGCCAACAACUGUAUUGUUUCUUUGUAAAAUUGCUCUUGAAACUAAAGUGAUGCAUUGUGGGCUUUUGGAUGUACAUGUAUAUGAUCAUUGAUGGAACUUUUAGUAUAAUAUAGCAGAUUCCCAUAGAUAUACAGUACUCCAAUAGCCCCACUAUGACUGUUAUGUGAUGCAUACUUAGAAGGAAUGUCUAUUUGUCUGUUUCCAAACACUGUACCCGGAAGAUCUCAUGAUGAAGUCUGGCAUAGAAAACUAAUGACUCUCCACUCCUUAGAAACCUCAAAGGGGGACUAUUGUUGACACAUGUUUAUAUAUUGUAAGAAAUGUUCUUUUGUGAUAACAAAAUAUUGUUGGGUCAUGGUCACAAAGUUAUCUUAUAUCAAAUUUUAAUUAUGAAAUUUCACGUGGUUUCAAGUAAGCCACUAGCUGCAGCUUUAUAAAAAGUUGUCCAUACUGCAGUUCAAUGUGAUUGAUGUAUAACAUACCCUGUGAAAUCAUGACAAACUGAAAAAAUAAAUGCAUUUUAUAUUUUCCCUAA
Molecule: messenger RNA, 2032 nt
Organism: Lingula anatina
Lineage: Eukaryota; Metazoa; Brachiopoda; Lingulata; Lingulida; Lingulidae
Product: 5-hydroxymethyl-dUMP N-hydrolase
Biological process (GO): deoxyribonucleoside monophosphate catabolic process
Cellular component (GO): nucleus
Molecular function (GO): 5-hydroxymethyl-dUMP N-hydrolase activity
Source: RefSeq, a predicted model, not a curated record